Arabidopsis thaliana (thale cress) is the source of this 1496-nucleotide messenger RNA. It is a transcript of the gene AGL14, whose product is annotated as AGAMOUS-like 14. The transcript is spliced from 6 exons. Gene Ontology annotation, cellular component: nucleus. Gene Ontology annotation, biological process: regulation of DNA-templated transcription; regulation of developmental process; positive regulation of transcription by RNA polymerase II. Gene Ontology annotation, molecular function: protein dimerization activity; DNA-binding transcription factor activity; RNA polymerase II transcription regulatory region sequence-specific DNA binding. The record is from RefSeq and is marked reviewed. Lineage: Eukaryota; Viridiplantae; Streptophyta; Magnoliopsida; Brassicales; Brassicaceae. Bases 316 to 855 code for a protein of 179 amino acids.
AGGAUUAUAGACUAUUAUAGGUAUAGAGAGAAAAAAAAUGGCUAAAGAUAAAAUAUAUAAAACCCCAAACACAGCCAAACUAUUUAUUAUCAGUUCAUGGAUAUAGAAGAAUAAUAUAUAAAAAAUUCUUACGUCUUUUUUGUUAUUGGCUCCUGAUUUCAUAAAUUUAGGGUUUCCAAGAAUUCUCCAUUUCAAUCUUGCCGACUCUUUCCAAAGACUCUCUCUCUUUCUACUCUCUCCCUCAUCGUUCUCUUAGAGACACAAAUCAAUCAAAAGCAUACAUAAAAACAAAGGGGGGUUAAUUAAAUUAGAAGAAUGGUGAGGGGAAAGACAGAGAUGAAGAGGAUAGAGAACGCAACGAGCAGGCAAGUGACUUUCUCAAAAAGAAGAAAUGGACUUUUGAAGAAAGCUUUUGAAUUAUCAGUCCUUUGUGAUGCUGAAGUUGCCCUAAUCAUCUUCUCUCCUAGAGGCAAACUCUAUGAGUUCUCUAGCUCCUCCAGUAUACCUAAAACAGUAGAAAGAUAUCAAAAGCGAAUACAAGAUCUCGGGUCUAACCAUAAGAGAAAUGAUAAUUCACAGCAAUCGAAGGACGAAACCUAUGGCUUGGCGAGAAAGAUCGAACAUUUGGAGAUUUCGACACGAAAAAUGAUGGGAGAAGGACUUGACGCAUCUUCUAUAGAAGAGUUACAACAAUUGGAGAACCAGUUGGACAGAAGCUUAAUGAAAAUAAGAGCCAAAAAGUACCAGUUAUUACGAGAAGAAACUGAGAAAUUAAAAGAAAAGGUAACAUGUAGCUUUUUUAUUAAUUUAGUACAAAUGUAUUGGUCAGGUACUAAUCAUAUUUCCCAUAAUUAAACGGUUAAACCAUAUUUCAUGGUUUAUUGUCAAUAUUUUAGGAGAGGAACCUCAUUGCAGAAAAUAAAAUGCUGAUGGAGAAGGUACAAAUUAAUAUUAACUUACGGGCUGAUUUAUGUUCUCAAUUCUCAUUCUAUUAUUAUGAAAUUAUCUGCUUUUUUUCAAAAAGUGUGUUUUAAUUUGAGGAAAUGUGUGAAUGAAGUGUGAGAUGCAAGGAAGAGGAAUAAUAGGAAGAAUAUCAUCAUCAUCAUCAACAUCAGAACUGGAUAUAGAUGACAAUGAAAUGGAAGUGGUGACUGAUUUGUUCAUUGGACCUCCUGAGACUCGACACUUCAAAAAGUUUCCUCCUUCAAACUAACAUAUAUAGUACAAUGCUUAUAUAGAUAUUAUGUAGGGAAUUACUUUUUUCCCUGAAGAAAAAUUGAUGUUACUUACUGAAUUUAGCAGUUGCAUAAAAAAAAAGAUUACUGCAUUUAAGCUUUGCUUUUUUUUUCUUUUUGUUUUUUUCUUUUGUAUCGUCUCACCCAACUUUGCAAUCCUAAAAUAAUUUCAGAAUAAAUUGUUUAACAGGUUUUUUAUUUAACAUAAUUUUUUCAUAUCUUUUUAAAAAUAAUUGUUUAGAAUAUAACUAAUUUGAUCGA